AUGCCGUCCUCGCCUUGGGAACUUCACUCCUGCCUCUUCUGGCUCAUCGCGCCUUCAUCGCCGCCCCAGCACCCGGAGCGGCUUCCCGUCACUGACCGCUGCGCCCCAACCCACAAGGCAUACGACCUCCUGGCAGCUAACCGCACCCUAGUCGCGACGUACGAGACCCAGAUACGUCGCGUGGCUCUCCUUCCAAGCAGGCGUUUCCCCUGGGCCUUUGUGGUGGCGGACGUGGAAGAUGCAAUCCGGGAGAUAGAUUUUCUCACUGCUCACGACCUCCUGGUGGAUCCACGCCGCAGAUGCCUCCUUCACCAGGCCUUGACCACCAUUAUCCAUGCGGAGCCCUGUGCACAGCUGACGCCACUCCUCACCAUCCUCUGCCAGGUAAUGCAGUUCGAGGCUCUCCUCCAGGAGUUUCCCCUCCUUAUUUUCCCACAGUCCGCCCCGUCGCGGGUUCAGCACGGAGUACAACAAUCCAUUAUCACGGCUGGUCCUCCUUGCUUCGCUCAACCCCGGCGGUUGUCCCCGGAAUGCUUUCGCGCUGCGCGCAAAGAGUUAGAACACAUGCUGGAGGAAGACACUGUGCAGCCGUCUAACAGCAACUGGGCGUCGCCACUACACAUGGUGUCCAAGGCCCAGGAUAGAGAAUGGCGGGCGUAA
Molecule: messenger RNA, 660 nt
Organism: Portunus trituberculatus (swimming crab)
Lineage: Eukaryota; Metazoa; Arthropoda; Malacostraca; Decapoda; Portunidae
Exons: 2
Coding region: 1-660 (219 amino acids)
Source: RefSeq, a predicted model, not a curated record